AACUAACACACUAUCACCAAACAAUUCUUUUGUUAGUGUCUUUAGCGACUGUCCUUCCCCUUAAAGAAACAGGAAAGCUAUUUGGCAAUCAUGGUAAAGGUAAAGAGCUCCAGCUAAAGUUGGGGGCUAGGGUUUCCUUACCUUAUUAAAUGCAACUCUGUCAUCCCUCCUUUCCUAUUCAAAUUUUAAACCAAAACCACUUCAAAUUUGACCCUCUAUAAGUGUGAAGUCCUUGUUGAUCAAUAUUUUUGAGAAUUUUAAAGUAACGGAGAGAUAGAGAGAGAGAAGAAGAAGAAGAAGAAGAAGAAGAAGAAGAAGAAGCCAGUAGGAAUGGUGUAAGAAAUAGAAAUCAAAGAGAAAAUCCCCAAAAAAUGAGCACAGCCAGGUUUAUCAAAUGUGUUACUGUAGGUGAUGGUGCUGUUGGGAAGACAUGUAUGCUCAUCUCUUACACAAGCAACACCUUCCCUACUGAUUAUGUCCCUACAGUGUUUGAUAAUUUCAGUGCUAAUGUGGUGGUUGAUGGUAGCACAGUCAAUCUUGGAUUAUGGGAUACUGCAGGACAGGAAGAUUAUAACAGACUAAGGCCUCUGAGUUACAGGGGUGCAGAUGUGUUCCUUUUGGCUUUCUCCCUAAUAAGUAAAGCUAGCUAUGAGAACAUUUCCAAGAAGUGGAUUCCUGAGCUAAGGCAUUAUGCCCCAACUGUACCAGUUGUUCUAGUGGGUACUAAACUAGAUUUGCGAGACGACAAGCAGUAUUUGAUUGAUCAUCCUGGUGCAACACCAAUCACAACUUCUCAGGCAAAAUGGAGAGGAACUAAAGAAGAUGAUUGGUGCUGCUGUUUACAUUGAGUGCAGCUCAAAGACUCAACAGAAUGUGAAGGCAGUUUUUGACGCAGCAAUCAAAGUUGUCUUGCAGCCUCCUAAACCCAAGAAGAGAAAAAGGAAGCCAAGGCCUUGUUUGUUUUUGUAAAUCAAAUUUUCAUCCAUUUGCAUGUCUCAUGUCUCUUUGCUCUGCCCUUUGUUGUUUUCUUCUUCAUUGCAUCUCUUGCUAAACAUUUUUGCUUUCUUGUAAUGUAAUAUGUUAUAAUUGGGUCACAUGUGAUCUUGUAAUCAAAUACCAUGUCUGAGAUAUAUUAUAAACUUCUCUUGGUGUCCGUA
Jatropha curcas is the source of this 1157-nucleotide messenger RNA. RefSeq names its product rac-like GTP-binding protein RAC2. The record is from RefSeq and is a predicted model, not a curated record. Gene Ontology annotation, molecular function: GTPase activity; GTP binding. Gene Ontology annotation, biological process: small GTPase-mediated signal transduction. NCBI's taxonomy places the organism in Eukaryota, Viridiplantae, Streptophyta, Magnoliopsida, Malpighiales, Euphorbiaceae.